Staurois parvus is the source of this 1431-nucleotide messenger RNA. NCBI's taxonomy places the organism in Eukaryota, Metazoa, Chordata, Amphibia, Anura, Ranidae. The record is from the annotation of a GenBank genome assembly.
GAGGUGCUGUUUGUGCAAUCAGAGCGGAGGGGAUGUGAUGUAUGUGUCUGCCCUCAGUGCUCAGCAUUGUGCGGAGCUGGUGGGGUGAGUGCGGCCAGUGCAGUGUGUGGACGGUGUGUACUGCGCUCCGGCCAUGGCAGACUCUCCCCGGGAACUGACCCAGAACCCCCUCUGAAGAAGAAGAUCUGGGUGCCGUAUAACAAUGGCCACCCUGUCCAGCACAGCGCCCAGAGGAGAGUAUGCAUGACCAAUUGCCCUACGGUCAUUGUGAUGGUCGGUCUCCCUGCACGAGGCAAGACUUAUAUCUCUAAGAAACUCACCCGCUACUUGAACUGGAUUGGGGUGCCAACCAAAGUGUUCAAUGUUGGGCAGUACCGCAGGGAUCUUGUGAAGAGUUUCAGUUCUUUUGAAUUUUUCCUUCCAAACAAUGAAGAGGACAGAAGGUCCUACAGGCAGUGUGCCUUAUUGGCUUUAGAUGAUGUCAGGAAGUAUCUUGUAGAGGAAGGAGGGCAUGUGGCUGUUUUUGAUGCAACAAACACAACACGAGAGAGGCGGGAGACCAUUCUUAAAUUUGCUGAUCAGCAUGGAUUCAAAACAUUCUUUGUGGAGUCGGUAUGUGUUGACCCUGAAGUUAUUGCGGAAAACAUUGUGCAAGUGAAGUUGGGCAGCCCGGACUAUUUAAACUGCACCAUUGAGGAAGCCACUGAGGAUUUCAUGAAGAGGAUAGAUUGUUACAAAAACUCCUAUGAGAUGCUUGAUGAAAACUUUGACAAGGAGUUGUCCUAUAUUAAAAUCAUGGAUGUUGGCCGCAGAUAUCUAGUUAACCAUGUUAUGGAUCAUAUUCAAAGCAGGAUUGUAUACUACCUUAUGAAUAUCCAUGUGACUCCACGCUCCAUAUAUCUGUGCCGGCAUGGGGAAAGUGAACUUAAUCUCAAGGGGAGGAUUGGUGGAGACUCUGGGCUCGCUAUCCGAGGCAAAGAGUUUGCCAAAUGCUUGGCUAAAUACAUCCAUGAACAAAAUAUCCAUGACCUCAAAGUGUGGACAAGCCAGAUGAAGAGAACAAUUCAGACAGCAGAGGCUCUGGGUGUACCAUAUGAACAGUGGAAAACGCUGAAUGAGAUUGAUGCUGGUGUAUGUGAGGAGAUGCGUUAUGAAGAAAUUCAAGAGUCCCAUCCUCUGGAGUUUGCCCUGCGGGAUCAAGAUAAAUACAGAUACCGCUAUCCAAAAGGAGAGUCAUAUGAGGACUUGGUACAACGUCUUGAACCUGUCAUCAUGGAACUGGAGCGCCAGGAGAAUGUACUAGUUAUUUGCCAUCAAGCUGUCAUGCGCUGCCUGCUGGCCUACUUCUUGGAUAAAAGUGCAGAUGAGCUGCCAUACCUCAAGUGCCCCUUGCACACAGUCUUGAAAACUCACUCCUAUAGCAUAUGGUAA